ACAGUUCCACCCUCAUUAAGGAAAACAAAAGUUCGAGUUAAAACAUGGUCAGGUCGUGCAUUCAGCUGCAGGCACCGUAUGGAUGAAUUCUCGCAGUACACGAGAUCUGAGAGUGGAUAUACUGGACAAUGUACUGGAAAAAUGAACAAACAACAUCGAAAGAGAGUCCAGGCAAGAACAGCUGUAAAACUCAAGAGUUGUUUGAAGAAGUAUCGUGCUCGUCGUCGUUGUCUCGGUCGCCCAGCUCUUCACCUCAUGCCAUGACAGCGAAAGCCAUCUGUACCAGCUGUGGCACUGAGAUAGUCGACAAAUACCUGCUCAAGGUGAACGACAUGUGCUGGCACGUGAGAUGCCUGUCGUGCAGCGUGUGCCAAACAUCUCUGGGCAGACACAUCAGCUGCUAUAUAAAAGAGAGAGAGAUAUUUUGUAAAUUAGAUUACUUCAGGAAAUACGGGACACGUUGCGCUCAUUGUGGCAAGAAUAUACAUUCAAAUGACUGGGUUCGUAGAGCAAAGGGGAACACCUACCACCUGGCUUGUUUCGCGUGCUUCUCCUGUAAGAGACAGCUGUCCACAGGAGAGGAGUUUGCCCUGGUGGAUGAGAGAGUUCUGUGUCGAGUGCACUAUGAUUGCAUGCUGGACAACCUGAAACACGCCAUGGAGAAUGGAAAAGGAGUGAAUGUGGAGGGAGCUGUUCCCUUGGAGCAGGAAGUGAAUCAACCCAAGCCAGCCAAGAGGGCACGUACAAGUUUCACAGCUGACCAGCUACAGAUAAUGCAAGCUCAGUUUGCUCAGGACAACAAUCCAGAUGCCCAGACUUUACAAAAGCUGGCAGAAAGAACUGGUCUUAGCCGCAGGGUUAUUCAGGUUUGGUUCCAGAACUGUCGAGCUCGUCAUAAGAAGCAUGUGAGCCCAAAUCACUCAUCCACUGCACCUGUGUCAUCUCUGCAGCCUACCAGACUCUCUCCGCCUCUAAUAGAUGACUUUCAGUAUGCUGCUUUCGCCCCUGUGGACACCCCUAUGCUCACUGCUCUACACUCCUAUAUGGAUGGUACUUUAUGCUCUGAUGGGAUAUUACUGUACCAGUGAUUCAGUGUAUGGGGCUUGAUUAAUUACGUCCACUCUUCCGCUUCACUGGGGCUGCAGUCACUCUUGCUUCACUCGAUGACACCGCUGCCCAUCAGCCAUGCCUGAGACGCCCUCUGAUUGGGAAAUAUUCACUCUUCUAUUGACUGAGUCUUGAUGAAAGACCUGUGCUAUCUUUCAUGGGCACUUACUGAAGGAUAUCUAUCUUGAAAUGACCUAAAAAGAAAAGAUUUCAACAUAAUUGUGAAAAAGAGCCAGAAGUUUUUGUUUAAUAUAUAAUAUUUAUCUAUGGAGUGAUGGAACAAAUGGCUUUUAAUUUAUUUCUUGUAUGUGACUGAGCACUUUGUUUUAAAAUAAAUGUAACAUGGAAUUCUUAGUUUCUGGAUUAGUUGGCGCACAGUUUUUUUUUUGUUUGAUAGUUCUAAAGAAACUUAGAAACUGAAGAAAAGAAAUAAAA
Xyrauchen texanus (razorback sucker) is the source of this 1542-nucleotide messenger RNA. It is a transcript of the gene lhx8a, whose product is annotated as LIM homeobox 8a. Gene Ontology annotation, cellular component: nucleus. The transcript has 8 exons. Lineage: Eukaryota; Metazoa; Chordata; Actinopteri; Cypriniformes; Catostomidae. Gene Ontology annotation, biological process: neuron differentiation; forebrain neuron development; regulation of transcription by RNA polymerase II. Bases 129 to 1088 code for a protein of 319 amino acids. The record is from RefSeq and is a predicted model, not a curated record. Gene Ontology annotation, molecular function: DNA-binding transcription factor activity, RNA polymerase II-specific; RNA polymerase II transcription regulatory region sequence-specific DNA binding.